Molecule: messenger RNA, 1873 nt
Organism: Lucilia cuprina (Australian sheep blowfly)
Lineage: Eukaryota; Metazoa; Arthropoda; Insecta; Diptera; Calliphoridae
Product: RNA-binding protein 34
Exons: 3
Coding region: 119-1666 (515 amino acids)
Molecular function (GO): RNA binding
Source: RefSeq, a predicted model, not a curated record
AAUCCAGUAAAAUCACUUCUUAUACAUUAUACAUGUGUUUUUGUUUACUGUCAUUCACUCACAUUCAUUUUUUUAAAACUCCACGUGAAAAAGGGAAAAAAAGUUUAUAAAUUUAAAUAUGAAGAAAGUAAAAAAUAUUGAAUCAAAAGUAAUUAAUACUUCAUUGGAAAGUAUUAAAGAAGGUAAAGUUAAAAAGAAUAAACCAAAAAAGGAAAGGAAACUUAAAGAUGCAGUAGUAAAAACAGAAGAUCUAAAUUUGGCUCCAAAAAUAGAGAGCACCAACCUAAAGCCCAACAAUAAUGCUGCUGAUAAAACCAAAAAUAAGAACAAGAAAAAUAAAACGGUAGAAAAUAAAAAACCAGCAGCACAAAAAGUAGCAAAUGAUAAAAAACCAAAAAAUCCGACGAAGAAAAAUGAAACUAAAGAGAAGAAAUCAAAAGCAGAAACUCCUGUUCCUGUUCCCAGUAAAGAACUAAACGAGGAACAACUUAAGAAAGUAGAGAAGAAAAAAUCCAAGAAAUUGGCACAAAAAUUAAAGAAGCAACAAAAUAAAGCUGAAAAUAGAGCAAAUGGCCAAAAGAAUGUCCCCGCCAGCGGUAAAGUCUUGUCAAAGAAGGAAAAAAAGGCUGAGCAGAAGGAAUUAUUAAAAAAACAAAAAACUGAAAAGAAAGCGAAAGAUGUAAAAGCUGCUAAAAGCACAUCCACAACAAUUGAACAAAAGAAAUUGGACCCCACCAGCAGUAUGGUAUUGUUAAAGAAGGAAAGAAAAGCUGAGAGGAGACAAUUGUUAAAGGAACAAAAAAAUGCCGAAAAACUAACUAGAGACCCCGCACUGGAAGCCGCUACAGUAUUCGUAGGAAAUUUACCUCCAAAUACAAAACGUGUACAAAUAAUACGUUUAUUUAAGGACUUUGCCCCUAUUAACUCUAUACGUCUACGUUCCGCUGGUGGACAAGUUUUGUUCAAACACAAACAGCGCAGGACAGCAGGUGCUUUAAAUGCCUACGUAGUGUUGAAAAGCAAAGAAAUAGCUGAAAAGGCUACUACACUAAAUGGCGUGGAAUUCAAGGGCCAUCAUUUAAGAAUCACAUUAGCUGCUAAAAAUCCUCAGAGUCACGAAAAGGAGCAAGCCAAGAAGACUGUUUUUGUGGGAAAUCUUAAAUACAGUGCUACUGAGGAAUCACUACGAGAAAUAUUCAGUAGUUGUGGCGAAAUUGAUUAUGUGCGCUGUAUACGGGACGGCGAUAAAGGUUGUAAAGGUGUAGCCUAUGUAUGCUUUAAAACUGCUGAUGCUGUUGGUUUAGCUUUGGAACUUAAUCAGACCAUUGUAGAUGACCGUCCCAUAAAUGUAGAACGUUUUAGUGCUAGGAAAUUGGGCGCUAAAGAAGCUCGCGAUGCUCAAGCUGAAAAAGAAGAGAAGUCCCAAAAAGGUGCCAAAAAGAGAAUUGACAACAAAAAAGGCGGUAAAAAGGAUAAAUCAGGUCCUAAAAAGGCCUCCAAUAGUAAAAGUGGUGAGGGUGAUGAAGGCAAAAAGCCCAAGAAAAGUGAAUUUAGAGGUGUUAAGGUAGAGGGCUUAAAGAAGAAACCCAAAACAAAGAAGAAAAAGUCCAAUGACCAAAUGCAACUGUUGGCGAAGAAAAUUGCUCCUAAAGUUAAAACUGAAUAAAAUGUGUUACGCAGAGCCAUCUUAUUUUACAAAAAUGUAAUUUGUAAAACUUCCCAAAUAAUUAAUUUAAAUAAUGGUAAGUAUAGAAAACCUUCAUCAUUGUAUAUUUAGACAAAUUGUAAACGUUGACAUAACUUUUAAAACCUCUGAAUAAAAACUAUUUUUAUAAAUCCUUCAUUUGUUACAAAAUGAACAAACACUUUUAAA